UCCGAAUAGCUGUUACCUCCGAUUUGCUUCAAAUUUUGAUAUUUUCCAAGGUGCAUAGAGAAAGUACGAGAAAUUUCUAAAGUAUUUUUCUCAUCGCCCGAAUACAUUAUUAAUGAAAAGUUAAACAUCCGUGCUCGAUUCAACCUAAUUGAAAUUUCGUGAGGCCAGCACCAAAGCGUCGAAGUAAAUUCACCUCAAUAUAAUAAUAGAUAUAUUUCGAGGUCAGACUGAAUUCGGUACCGUCGAUGAGAGUCUAGUAAUUACAUUUUUUGUGCAUAACAGGAAUCCUGUAAGUAAGACUAUUUUGGUGCGAGAAAAUUUUUUAGAAUUCUCCCACAAAGAAAUAUAUAGAGCUCAUAAAAAGAGGAUUCGAUGUAAUCGACAACAAACGAGAAGUGGGGGAUGGAAGGAGAGAGAAGAUAUAAGUAGAAUCGAUAAUGUUGCGCAGAGUUUAACAAGAAAACAAUUGUUUAUAGUUUAUUGGGAGCUCGCGGGUGAGUGCAAGCGCCGGAAAGGAAAAAAAAGUAAAAAGAAAUUUAAAAAAAAGACGAAAUAGAAUUAUGUAUGGAGAGUGAUGCGACAUCCGGCAACCCUUGACACUGACCGUACCCUUGAAUAUUCAUCGAUCUCGAAGAGGCCUUUUUUUUAAAUCGAAAACACACUCAUUCAAGAGCAAGAAGAAGAACCAUUGAAAAUGUAAUUUUUCUUUCAAGUUCAACGUCCGAAAGACAGAGUUUACUUUUUCUAGUCCAUUUGCACUUGAAAUUGACACUUUUUUUCUCUGCAAUCGCGAUAACAAAAAUAACUUGGAACGUUAUUUCGACUUGUCAACGGUAUUCAAAUUCCAAGACUCACGUAAUCGAUAUUACGUACAGUACUAUUUUUUUCAUGUAUUAUCUUCGAAGAAAGCUCCAAAAGAAUGUAGCCGCGUGAAAAUAAGAGUUGAUGAUUUUCGAAGAUCAUUUCGAUAACGUAUGUUUUCAUAAAGACUGAAUGAAGAUGAAAACUGUUCGAUGAAUCGUAUGUGCGUGUGUAUAAUCGAAGAAUCUACAAAGAGGUUGGAAAUUUUUUAACCACCUCAACAAUGUAAAUCGACAACGUUGCGUCGAUGAGUAAAUUAGCUGAAAUCAGUUGACCCGAGGGUAAUGAAUCACUGGGAUUAAAUUGAGCAAUUGCAGCGUGAAAAUAAGGGAAAUAUUCGAUAUUCAUUGAAAUAAUUAAAUGAUGAAUGAGGAAUUCGGUGUAGCACUGUGUAAACUGUGAAAAUUGAUGUGUUUCGUUGCCGAGCGCACGGGCGCAGGGGAGGGGGGGACGUUGAAAUUUGGUAUGAAAAAAUGUGAAGAGUAGGAUAAGAGUUUGUAAACUUCACGGAAGGUAAAUUUGAACGGGUGUUUUAAUUUGAAAUUAAAUAAGUUCAUUAGCAUGAAAAUAAGUUUAGCGAAAUGGUGUAAGUGGUCUUAGUCGUUUGACCUGUAAAAUACAAAGUAGUAGGGAUGAGGAGAUGUUAUAAAAAGUAAAGUUUAUUCAAUGGCUUCUUCAUUGUUCUUAAGUCCGUGCUCGUUUCAGGCACGAGGGAAUUGACGUUGAAUCAUCAAUUCUCUCCUUUGCUUUCUCCGUCUCGCCAUCAUCGAAAUAUAAAUUACAUGUGAUUGAUAAGUGAAAUAAUAAAGCGAAAAAACGGGACAAAUCGUGGUGAUAAGUUUUGUGAUUUCGAAUAAUUGGUUCCGUUCGAAGAGGUGAGGACCGAGGAUGGAGAACAGCGAGAGCACAAGGGAAGGAAAUGUCAAAGCGUCGGAUUUUUUCAACGAGGAUGACAUCGUAAUUUCCGGUAUCGCCGGAAGAUUUCCGGACUCUGACAACAUGCGGCACUUUCAAGAGAAUCUUUUCAAUAAGGUCGAUCUCGUUACGGACGACGAUCGACGUUGGAAGCUUGAUCAUCCCGAGAUACCUCAACGUACAGGAAAAAUAAACAAUGUUGGGAAAUUCGAUUCUCUCUUUUUCGGUGUUCAUUUCAAACAGGCACACACCAUGGAUCCCAUGUGCCGGAUGCUCCUCGAACACGCUUACGAGGCCAUCGUUGAUGCUGGCAUUAAUCCUCGCCAGUUGCGCGGUACCAAAACCGGAGUUUUUAUCGGUGCUUGCUUCUCCGAAUCUGAAAAAACUUGGUUCUACGAAAAACUUCAGGUAAAUGGUUUCGGUAUUACCGGAUGCAGCAGAGCCAUGUUGGCCAAUCGAAUAUCUUAUUGGCUGGGUGUAAAUGGACCAAGUUACACGGUAGAUUCGGCCUGCAGCUCGAGUUUGUUCGCAAUGGAACACGCUUACAGAUCUAUUCGCAGUGGACAGUGCGACGCGGCUCUCGUCGGUGGAGCUAAUCUCUGUCUUCAUCCUUACGUAUCCCUACAAUUUUCUCGACUCGGUGUUUUAUCUCCGGAUGGUCGCUGCAAGUCAUUCGAUGCUGAUGCCAACGGUUAUACUCGGAGCGAAUCGGUUGGACUGGUAUUUCUUCAAAAAGCUAAAAACGCGAAACGUAUUUACGCGACGUUCGUUCACGCCAAAACCAAUUGCGAUGGAUUCAAGGAACAGGGAAUUACUUUUCCUUCGAGCGUUAUGCAAAGCGCUCUUCUCAAAGAAUUUUACGAAGAGUGCGGGGUGCCUCCGACGGAUAUGGCUUAUAUCGAGGCUCAUGGAACUGGCACCAAAGUCGGUGAUCCCGAGGAAGUUAAUGCUCUCGAGCGUGUUUUCUGCACUGGCAGAACUACCCCUUUGAGAAUCGGCUCGAUCAAAUCGAAUCUUGGACAUGCCGAGCCCGCCAGUGGAAUUUGUUCCGUCGCCAAGGUUGUGAUUGCUAUGGAAACCGGUUUGAUACCGCCGAACCUUCAUUACAAACAUCCCAGGGAGGGCGUAAAAGCCUUGGAGGAUGGCAGAAUCCGGGUAAUCUGUGAUCUGGAGCCCUGGGAAGGUGGUUACGUUGGUAUCAAUUCAUUCGGUUUUGGUGGUGCAAACGCUCACAUUUUAAUGAAAUCGAAUGCCAAGGAGAAAAUUAAUAACGGCGCGCCAAACGAUGAUCUGCCAAGACUAGUAGUUAUCUCAGGACGUACGGAACCGGCUGUUGAUAGCAUCUUAAACGAUGUUGAGAAUCGAGCCAUAGAUGUCGAAUACGUGCGGCUUCUUCAGGACGUACAUAGCGAAGAUAUACCCGGACACAUGUACCGAGGAUACACGAUCGUUGGAGGAAGCGCAACGAGUGAAAAACCACUCCGAGAGAUUCAACAUUAUCCAGGAGCGAAACGUCCCAUAUGGUUCGUUUUUUCAGGCAUGGGAUCCCAAUGGCCUGGUAUGGGUACGGCGCUGUUACGUUUUCCCGUAUUCGCCGCAGCUAUCCAAAGAUGUGACGUUGUUCUCAAACCACGUGGCGUUGACAUAUACGAUAUCUUGACGAAUCCGAACAAAUCGACUUUCGAUAAUAUUCUCAACUCGUUUGUCGGCAUUGCCGCAGUUCAGAUUGGUCUUGUCGAUCUCCUUACACACAUUGGAGUGGUACCCGACAAAAUAAUCGGUCAUUCGGUCGGUGAACUCGGCUGUGCCUAUGCUGAUGGCUGCUUUACACCGGAACAAAUGGUACUUGCCGCAUACUCUCGUGGACUUGCUUCCAUUGAGACGGAUACGAUCAAGGGCUCGAUGGCCGCGGUGGGACUCGGAUACGAAGACAUCAAGGCUCUGUGUCCACCGGAUAUCGAAGUUGCCUGUCACAAUGGGCCGGAAAGUUCCACCAUCAGUGGACCCGCAGAGUCCAUGAAAGAUUUCGUAGCUAAACUUCAAGCGAGAAAAAUCUUCGCUAGGGAAGUUCCAUGCAGUAACAUCGCGUAUCAUAGUCGUUACAUCGCGGCGGCAGGACCGAAAUUGUUGGCUUAUCUGCACAAAGUUAUACCAGAGCCGAAGCCUCGUAGUCCAAAAUGGGUGAGCACUUCGGUGCGUCGAAGCGAGUGGGGAAUGGCCCAAGCUCGUUUAUCCUCCGCGGAAUAUCACACGAACAAUCUUUUGAGUGCCGUUUUAUUCGAGGAAACCUCGACUCUCAUACCAAAAGAUGCGGUGACGAUUGAAAUCGCACCCCACGGUUUGUUGCAAGCGAUAUUACGACGGUCUCUCAAUCCUGGAGUGACGAACAUCGCGCUCACGCAACGAGGACACCACGAUAACGUCGAAGUUUUCCUCCAAGGUAUUGGAAAAUUAUUCAACGUCGGACUACAAGUACAAACAUCAAAAUUAUUCCCCCAUGUCGAGUAUCCCGUUAGUCGCGGUACACCCAUGAUUUCACCGCUCAUUAAAUGGGAGCACAGCGAUGACUGGUACGUUACGUCUUACAGAAUGCAAGAAAAAAUAACAUCCGGUGAGAGAACAGUCGAAGUGGUGCUCACCGAUGAGGACUACGAGUAUAUGGCCGGUCACGUAAUUGACGGAAGAAAUUUGAUACCGGCUACGGGUUAUCUUGCUCUCAUUUGGGAAACGAUCGGUAUGAUGAGCGGGGAACUAUAUACCGAGAUUUCCGUCAUUUUCGAAGACGUUAAAUUUUUACGAGCCACCACCAUACCGAAAGAAGGAAUCGUCGAAUUGACUCUGAUGGUUCAGAAAGGUACUGGAAGAUUCGAAGUGGUCGAAGGUGGUGCAGCUGUUGUUACGGGAACAAUUCGUCCAAUGACGAAACCAUCAGUGGAAAUGAUGAAUUUAUCUCCGCCGAACGAUGACGAUCAGAUUGAGGAAGCAAUGUCGGCGCGAGAUAUAUACAAAGAAUUGAAACUCCGCGGUUAUCAUUACAGUGGAUUGUUCCGGAGCCUUAAGAGCUCAUCGAUCGACGGUCGAAAAGGAAAGAUAGCUUGGUCAAACAAUUGGGUGGCUUUUAUGGACAAUAUGCUCCAAAUGCAGAUAUUAGGUUCCGACACGAGGGGCUUGUUCGUUCCAACGGGAAUUCAAAAGCUCACGAUCGACACAAAAAGCCAUCUCAAUACGAUUCGUCAAAUGACGACCGAGGACAAAGAAUUCCCGGUAAGAGUAUACAAGGAGUACGACGCAAUAAUUUCGGGUGGUGUGGAGAUUCGAGGUCUGAAAGCAAGUGCAAUAUCACGGAGAAAGCCAGCGGGUGAGCCAGUCCUGGAGACGUACGGAUUCGUAGCGCAUCGUGAUAAGGGAGAAACUUCGUUGUCCGAUUUUGUGCGUUUAUCGGGUAAUAUCGCGCUGGAGAAUGUAUCGACAAUUAAAUUCAAGACAAUCGAGGCUAUCGACGAUAAAGCGGCCUCAUCUCCGUCGGAAGAUUUGACGUCGACGCACUUGCUGGAGACGUUGAGCGAUCUUCCGUUGGUUCAAGCGGACGUGAAUCUCGUUGGGACCUCGAAUCCCUUCGAGGAAGGGAAAUUACCACAGACUAUGAAUUUUGUUGAGGUGAAAAAGCUUACAGCGGAAACGGGUGCUUUGAUAGCUUGCGGACAGGCUUUGCUCGACACUGCGAACAAAGAGACGUUGCGUCAACUGAUGCUCGCGCUAAGAGACGGUGGAUUUUUGUUGACUCGAGAGAAAACGAGUCCGGGCGCGAUAGAUGAUAGCGCAGGAAGCCGAGGAUUAAACGUGAUUAUGGAAAAACGGCAACAGAACGGAGAGACUUUGUUGCUAUUGCGUAAACGAGGCAGGCUAUCGAGGAAAAUGAGAAUAAUAAAGGUGGGAAGCAAGAAAUUCGACUGGUUGGAAGAGUUGAAAGAGGCGAUGAAAGAGGAAUUGGAAUCGACCGCAGGUGCGACAGGAAGAAUAAUUCUCGUCAGCGAAAGAGACUUUGAAAACGGACUUUACGGACUCGUAAAUUCUCUGCGGAAAGAACCAGGAGGGGAGGUCGUUCGGGGUUACAUAAUACAGGACGAGAACGCUCCAGAUUUCUCGAUAGAGAAUCCCCUGUACGCGGAUCAGCUUCAACUCGAUUUAGGCUUGAACGUUUUGCGAGCCGGUGGUGUAUGGGGAACUUACAGGCAUCUCAAGUUGGCUGAAAUAACAGAGAAACCGGUUUAUCACGGAUGGGCGAAUCAACUUGUUCGCGGUGACCUCGGCUCAUUGCGGUGGCUCGAAGGACCGAUCGAAAAAACGAGUGAUCAACGAGAUCUCGCACGCGUCGUUUAUUCCUCAAUAAAUUUCCGCGAUGUUAUGCUCGCGACUGGUAAAUUAGCGAUCGAGGUUGUAGCGAAAAAUCGUUUUAUCCAAGAGUGUCCGUUCGGACUCGAGUACUCAGCGGUCGAGGCCUCGGGGCUUCGCAUAAUGGGACUGGUAGAGUCGCGAGGCUUCACAAAUGUCGUCAAGAUCGAUCGCCACCUGUCAUGGAAAAUACCGGAGAGUUGGUCGCUCGAGGAUGCCGCGACCGUACCUUGCGUCUAUUCGACUUGCUACUACGCUCUAUUUUACAACGGGAAAAUGAAACGAGGCGACAAAGUAUUGAUUCACGCGGGUUCCGGUGGAGUCGGACAAGCGGCUAUAACUCUGGCGCUCCACGAGGGUUGUGAGGUUUUCACGACCGUCGGUACACUCGAGAAACGUCGCUUCAUACGAAAACGAUUCCCCGAAAUUCCAGAGGAUCACAUCGGCAACUCGAGGAACACGAGCUUCGAGCAAAUGAUCACGAAGCACACGAAGGGACGAGGCGUCGACAUCGUUCUCAAUUCAUUGGCCGAAGAGAAACUCCAAGCCUCGGUACGUUGCUUAGCGACCGGUGGAAGAUUCCUCGAAAUUGGAAAGUUCGAUCUCGCGGCAAACAAUCCUCUGGGUAUGGAGGCUUUCCUCAAAGAGAUCAGUUUUUACGGAGUAAUGCUGGAUAAUCUAUUGAUUGCGCCACCCGCUAAGAAGGCCGAGCUCCAGAAAUUGCUCCAAGCCGGCCUCGAUUCCGGCGCUGUAAAACCUCUCGCGCGCACCGUUUUCCCGAAAGAACAAUUGGAGAGCGCGUUCCGUCACAUGGCGGCUGGUAAACACAUUGGCAAAGUCCUCAUAAAAAUUCAUCCCGCGAAGGAGAAGCUCGAUACGCCCGUGUCGGCGCUUCCGCGUUUUCACUGCCACCAAAAUAGGAGCUACCUCAUUCACGGUGGUCUUGGCGGAUUCGGCCUCGAACUCACCGACUGGCUUGUUCUUCGUGGCGCUAAAUACAUUGUUCUCACUUCCCGGAGCGGUAUAAGAAACGGUUAUCAACUGAAACGCAUCGAGCUGUGGAAAAGUUACGGGGUUAAGGUGCUCGUUAUCACCGGUAAGGAUGCCUCGAGCCGUCAGGACUGCGAGGACAUUCUGAGGGCUUCCUCGAAGCUCGCACCUCUCGGGGCGAUCUUCAAUCUCGCCGUGGUACUGAAGGACCUCUUGCUCGAGAAUCAGACGGAAGCGAGCUUCGAGGAAUCUUUUCGCGCUAAGGCGUGGAGCACGAAGUUAUUCGACGAGCUGUCAAGAAAAAUGUGUCCCGAACUGAGCCACUUCGUGGUAUUCUCCUCCGUCGCGUGUGGACGCGGUAAUACCGGUCAAACGAAUUACAGCAUGGCCAACUCGGUGAUGGAGAGAAUUUGUGAGAAAAGAGUCGCGGAUGGUCUUCCCGGUUUGGCGAUACAGUGGGGAGCCGUCGGUGACGUUGGCCUCGUCGCCGAUAUGUACGAGGAACACAAGGAACUCGUGAUCGCCGGAACUCUCCAACAAGGAAUUUCCUCUUGUCUCGCCGAGCUCGACAAAUUUCUCAAACAAAAUUCUCCUAUCGUUGGCUCGAUGGUCGUUGCCGAGAAACGGGCCGGAGGUUCGGGCUCGUUGAACAUCGUCGAUACCGUCCUCAACAUAAUGGCGCUGAAAGACCUCAAAUCCGUCAGCACUCACACGUCCCUCGCUGAACUUGGCAUGGACUCGAUGAUGGCCGUAGAAAUAAAACAAACCCUCGAGCGCGAAUUCGAAAUAUUCCUCAACGCUCAGGAUAUACGGAGCUUGAAUUUCGCAAAACUCAUUGAAAUGGCAGCCAAAUUGGCCGAGGACGGUAGACAAGCUGGUAAAAAUAAGAGCGUCGACGAACCCCUCAUGGGCAUGAAACUGUUCGUACAAGUUUUGGGAGAUCAAGAGUUGUCCCAGGAUCUGUGUCUGAAAAUGCUCACCAAACAAGAGGUCGGACGAGAGGAAGUUUUUCUCGUUCCUGGCAUCGAAGGCUACGGCAUCGUUUUUCAAAAUCUUGCUCCAUACAUUCGCUCCCCCGCUACUUGUUUGCAGCUCAUUGAAACUGGCGACCAAAACAUCUCAACCAUUUCCGAUAUCGCUCAACUCUUUUUACCGCACGUACUCCAUAGGAACAAGGGUCGCAGAGAUUUCGUCAUCGCUGGCUAUUCGUUCGGUUCUCUCGUGGCUAUUGAAUUGGCAAGGAUGCUCGAGGCAGAAGGUUUGACCGGUAGAUUAGUACUGAUCGACGGAUCACCCGAUCUCAUGAAAGCUAUUAAAGAUCAGCAAUUAGCGUCGAGCAGCGAAGGCGAACUUCAGAGCAAUAUUCUCCUUGGUAUCAUGGAUAUUCUUUCGCCAGCGACGAGCCCUGAGCUUCUCGUCGCACUCGAGAAAUGUACAACGUGGUCAGAAAAAUUGGAUGCUUUCAUGCUUAGAGCACCGACGAAAGAUACAAAGAUUUCUCCCGAGGAGCAGAAAAACGUUUGCACCGGUAUUUUGAACCGUCUCUUGGCACUCGAGAAAUACGAUCAUACUGAACUUCCGCCAUUGAGAUCAUCCAUCAUUUUGCUUAAACCAACCUGCCCGACGUUGAAGACAAUGAGUCCGGACUACGGCCUUAGCACGGUUACGAAAGAAAAUAUAGAAAUUUUCACGGUUGACGGAAAUCACGUUACGAUAUUAGAAAAUUUGAAAAUCGCAACAGCCAUUAACGGUGAGCCAUUGGAGGACGCUAACGCUUUCAAAGCGAGAAUAAUGGAGGACGGCAAGAUCUUGGCACCGAUCGCAAAUCCACAGCAUACGAGAUCUUAGAGCAAAGUGGAUUGAAAAUGGGCAAUAUCACGAAAUACAGAUUUUUUCAUCCUGUUGGUUUAAAAUGGCACCAAGCGGGACGAUUGGAUUGACCACUCUCGACAAAUGACCCAGCUGUUAGAAUCAGUGUAAUUUAUCAUUACACCCGUGCACCAAUCGAAAAGGGGUGAAAUAUUGUAAAUUGAAAGAAAAUGAUCAUUCUUUCGCAUUCGUAGUUCGCUGUGUGCGUGUGUGUGUGUGUGUAUGUGUGUAUAAACAAAAUUAAUAGACAAGUAACUAA
Molecule: messenger RNA, 9286 nt
Organism: Venturia canescens
Lineage: Eukaryota; Metazoa; Arthropoda; Insecta; Hymenoptera; Ichneumonidae
Gene: FASN3
Product: Fatty acid synthase 3
Exons: 14
Coding region: 1750-9006 (2418 amino acids)
Biological process (GO): fatty acid biosynthetic process
Molecular function (GO): oxidoreductase activity; 3-oxoacyl-[acyl-carrier-protein] synthase activity; fatty acid synthase activity
Source: RefSeq, a predicted model, not a curated record